UUUGAAAAAUUCAAGAAAAAGCCUUACAAAAUGAAAAUCCAUCUAAUUGUUCCUUUAAUUUCCGUCUUUGCAAGUGGCCUACUCGUUUACGCGUUAGAACGUUGCGAUGAUAAACACGGCGGAUAUUGCAUUGGAGGUCGGAGUUGUUGUAGGCACGGCCCACCCCUAUGUUGUAGGCAUGAACACGUCAAUUGCAUUCCGCGUAUCGGCCUUAAUUAUAACAAUACUAAAUGUGAAAGAUUAUACUGCCAGGAAGGAGAAGUUUGCAUGACAAAGUGGGAAGGAAAGAGCAAAUGGUGGGAAGGAAAAAGCAAAUGUGUGCCAAAGGUUUAA
This is a messenger RNA of Meloidogyne enterolobii, 333 nucleotides long. The record is from the annotation of a GenBank genome assembly. NCBI's taxonomy places the organism in Eukaryota, Metazoa, Nematoda, Chromadorea, Rhabditida, Meloidogynidae.